AUGGACCCCCGGGGGAUCUCUCUUAAAGCCCUGGCUGUCAUUGCGCCUCAGCUGCACGAAUUCACGUUCUGCGAGCCACGUAAAGUGGAGGAGGGGGCUCGGAGGGGAAUAUUCACAGGACCGGUGCUGCUGGCGCUCGAGUUCCUCAGGGCUCGCCGCCUCUCCUUCCGCUUCCUCAGCCACGAGCUCAAGCUGAAACUCGCCCUUUCUCAUGACUCCCUCACCUCCUUCUCAGCCUCCGCUCUCUCCCUCACCCUCGCCUGCCGCUCUGCCCGUCCUCUCGCCUUGACCCAGCUUUUGCUGUUUGGGGAGGAGAGGAUCCAUAUUGCCUCCUUUGAGGUUGCCUCGGUCCGUGCGCUUUACCUCAACGCCCCGAUCAAGUUCCUGCCGCAGCAGCCUGCCCCCAUCCCCGUCGCUGCUGUUCGCGAAGGCAUGGAGGUGUGCGGGGAUUCGUUUGUGUUUAUCCCGCCGCCGUUGCCGUUCGCAUGGGCGGACUGGCUGCGUGCACUCGCGCCAACAGUGGAGCUGCUUAUAACAAGGCAUGACAUCCGCCUUGCAGACUGCAAGUUUCCCUGGCCGCGGUUGCGGAGCCUCGGGAUUGUCGUGGAGAGCGAUUACUUUGCAUGGAACGAACCUCGCGGGGAGAUGGCGGUGGAAGAUGUGGCGAAAGCAGAUGGGAACGAGUACGUACAGUUUUCGAGAGACCAGCGGAGUGAUCGGAGGGAGGAGGGGAGGGAGAGGGAGCGCGAGAUGUUGACUCGAGGGUUGACUCGCUUCCAUGCAGGCCCGUUUGGGAACCAGCUUGUUGGUGUUGGGCCCGAGGAUUACGAUGGUGUUGAUGAUGGUGAAGAUGUGACUGAUAUGGUGCAUGCGACACCUGCACGCAUGCCUGAUCCCCCCUUUCUGUGCACCCCUCCAAGCAUUAACGCUCCAAAUCUGCGAGCCAUCUUCUUCCCGACCCGCUGCGACACACCCAUAGCCCUGCUGGAAGAUCUCAAGGAAAGAUAUCCCUCCCUGGCACUGUACUGUGUUGCGAGGCGCACGUGGUACUGGGAGAGGAAAGAGAUGGGGUUGAUUGAUGGGCCGGUGGCGCAUGUGAGGGGGCCGAGAGGAGGGAAGGGUAGCGCUUCUUUUAGGAAUGGGAGGAAGAGCGUUCGGGACAAGAUGCACAGUGUGAAUCGCGGGCUGAUGGCAGGGUAUAGGCUGGAUGAGGAGGAGUGGUUCAUGGUUGAAGCCGGUCCCGAGGCGCCCGUCCCUUAG
This is a messenger RNA of Closterium sp. Naga37s-1, 1260 nucleotides long. Lineage: Eukaryota; Viridiplantae; Streptophyta; Zygnematophyceae; Desmidiales; Closteriaceae. The record is from the annotation of a GenBank genome assembly.